Molecule: messenger RNA, 3353 nt
Organism: Melanotaenia boesemani (Boeseman's rainbowfish)
Lineage: Eukaryota; Metazoa; Chordata; Actinopteri; Atheriniformes; Melanotaeniidae
Gene: mpx
Product: myeloid-specific peroxidase
Exons: 17
Coding region: 87-2549 (820 amino acids)
Biological process (GO): response to oxidative stress
Molecular function (GO): peroxidase activity; heme binding
Source: RefSeq, a predicted model, not a curated record
AAGGAGCAUGAUGAUGGGACACACAGCAUCACUGACUCCAGAUCUCAGCAAAUAUCUGAAACCUUCACAGAAAUCUGCACACAGAGAUGCUUUUCUCUGUCCUUCUUGUCCUGGGCAUCAGCCUGGUGCCCAUUUACUCCAAACCAACAGAGGAAUAUUUAGGAAGACCUUUCCUGCAACAGUGCUUUGAAGAGGCAAAGAAAAUAGUGGAUGAUGCAUACAAGUACUCCAGAGAGGAGAGUUUGAGGCGAGUCCGCAUGGAUAUGGUGAAACCCUCUGAUGCACUUCGUCUCCUGAAGCAGCCCCGUGGUGAAACUCGCUCAGCUGUGAGAUCUGCAGACUACAUGGCACAGACCCUCCGUCUGGUACACGACAAGGUGCAUCUUGUGCACAAACGCUCUCUCAACGCAACAGAUUUGCUCACUGAUGAAGACAUGAAUAAACUUGCCAACAUAACUGGAUGUGCUGCUCAAGUCAGAAAGCCACAGUGCCGCACCAUAUCAAACAUUAACAAGUACCGCACAGCCAACAGUAUCUGCAACAACCUAAAAAACCCUCGUCUUGGAUCUUCCAACACCCCAUUUGCCCGCUGGCUGCCCGCAGAGUAUGAUGACGGCAUCUCUCAGCCGAAAGGAUGGAACAGAGACCGAAAAAUCAACAACUUCUUGCUCCCACUGGUACGACAGGUGUCCAACAACAUCUUGAGCACGACAGAUGCAGGUGUGGUCAGCGACCAAGAGUUGCCUCACAUGGUGACCCUUUUUGGUCAGUGGAAUGACCACGACCUCACCUUCACGCCUUUCUCGCCGAGCAUCCGCUCCUUCAGUAAUGGGGUUGACUGUGAUAAUAGCUGCGAGCACACUGAGCCAUGCAUCCCUAUUCCAAUCCCUCCUGGUGACCCCCGCCUGCCAUCCCGCCCAGACACCUGCAUCCCUGUCUUUAGAUCCGCCCCUGCUUGUGGAACAGGAUACUCAGCCUACAAUUUUGGUGGGGAGCCCAACAAGAGAGAGCAGAUUAAUUCGCUGACAGCCUUCCUGGAUCUUGGACAGGUGUACGGCUCAGAUGAGAAACUCGCCCUGUUUCUUCGCAAUCUCAGUUCUGAUGACGGCCUGCUGCGAGUUAACGAAAAGUUCAGAGACAAUGGCCGCGAACUGCUGCCCUCCCACCCUCUGUUGGUGUCAAUGUGUGCUACUCGGGGAAAAGUCACCAAUGACACCAACGCUGAAGAGGUUCCUUGUUUCAUUGCAGGUGAUGCCCGUGUUGACGAAAACAUCGCCCUGACUUCCAUUCAUACACUGUUCAUGCGUGAGCAUAACCGCCUAGCUCGUCAGCUGAAAAGAAUUAACCCACACUGGGACAGUGAGACGCUAUAUCAGGAGGCCCGCAAGAUUAUGGGAGCUUACACACAGAUGUUUGUUUUCAGAGACUAUCUCCCCCACAUUGUGGGUAACGACGCAAAGAACAGAUUUCUUGGCCGUUACCCCGGCUACAACCCCAACGUUGACCCCAGCAUCUCCAAUGUCUUUGCAACAGCAGCUUACCGCUUUGCCCACUUGGCAAUCCAGCCAGUUUUGUCCCGACUGAAUCAGAACUAUGCAGAGGAUUCUCGCUGUCCCAGUGUCCCUUUGUACGAGGCCUUCUUCACCCCCUGGAGAAUUGUCUUUGAGGGUGGAAUUGACCCUCUGCUGCGCGGUCUGAUCGGCCGUCCAGCUAAACUGAACACUCAGGAUCACAUGAUGGUAGACGCUCUGAGAGAACGAUUGUUCCAGUUUGUGCUGCAUCUGGCUCUGGACCUGGGUUCUCUUAACAUGCAGAGGAGCCGUGACCAUGGAUUGCCAGGUUAUAACGCAUGGCGCAGGUUCUGUGGUCUGUCUCAGCCCCGUAACCAGGCAGAACUGGGCCAGGUUCUGAACAACACCGACCUGGCUCGUAAGCUGCUGGAGCUCUACGGGACACCUGACAACAUUGAUAUCUGGCUUGGAGGUGUUGCAGAGCCAUUUGUGGCCGGUGGCCGUGUGGGGCCACUGUUUGCCUGCCUUAUUGGAAAUCAGUUCCAGAAAAUCCGUCAGGGUGACAGGUUGUGGUUUGAGAAACCAGGUGUUUUCACACAGAGGCAGAGGUCAGCACUGACCGCUGCCAGGUUGUCCAAAAUCAUCUGUGACAACACCGGCAUAACAUCCGUACCCCGUGAUGCUUUCAGUGCAAUCUCCAAUGGGAACCAGCGUGUGCGGUGCAGUGACAUUCCUUCCCUUAACUUGUUACCCUGGAGGGAGGAGCAGCGCCGUAUAGGGGAGAAAGAAUCAACACUGGCUGCUUCAUCUGAGUCCGACCCAGAAGCAGACCUUCAUCUCCAGCAGUCCAAUGAUGCCUUUGAGGGUGCCGAUCAUUUUGAAUUAGGAGACAAAGAGGCUGAGAAUAAAGUGGAGGAACUGGACCUUCAGAAACCCAUGGACUUCCAGGAACCCCUGGACCUCCAGGACCCUAUGGACCUUCUGGACCCUAUGGACCUCCAGGACCCAAUUGACCUCCAGGACAAUGAGAUCCAUUAGGACCACUGGAUCACAGAAGCUCUCCUAGAUCAUCAGCAUUAAACAUCAGCUGCAGUCCGCCUUUUCCAUCUGAGUAUAAUUCAUUCUCAGAAAGAAUCAAAUUUCUGUCAGGUCAAGAACAAUAACCAGAACCAUGAUAGCAUGGAAAAAGUUCUGUUUAAAUAUGUCGCCCCUUGUGUCUCUCAGCUCAGCUUCCCUUUCACCUCCAUAACGGAUACAGGAAGUGUUGAUCUGUGUCAUAUCAGCAACAUGUGCUGCACUGUCUCAAGGUCUAGGUCAACACUUGUCAUCAGGACAUAUGCUCUGGCCAGUGAUGGGACCUUCAUGCUGAGCUCCUGAAGAGCCUUUGAGGAAACUUGCUCUUUGCUGUGCACCAUGAACCCAUCUUCUUCAGAUUGAACAUCCACUUCGUAAAAUCUGCUAACUGUGAUAAACUUCAUAUUACACGAAUUAAAUUUGAUCCCUUAUUUGUUAUUAUAACUGUUUCUUUUCAACCAGUGGACCAGGCAAAGGCACGACUGCAUGCAUGUUUUAUGUUCUACUCUGAAAUGAACACAUUUUUAGUUUUACUUGAAUAAACAAAAAUAUAAUUGAAUCAGAUUAGCUGAACUCUGUUACAGUUUGCAAUUUGUUGAGCCAUAGUUUUAUUGAUGGGCUAUACCAGUAUCAUGACAAAUAUAUUAUGCACUGAUGAAAUGUAAGCAUGCCUUAAUAAUGUUGUGAAUUAUUCUUUGUCUGCAAGGCUUCUUUUACUGCAACAUUCUUAUAUUGUACGUUGCAUUCAAUAAAGAAAGAUGGCUAACA